Molecule: messenger RNA, 3002 nt
Organism: Tupaia belangeri chinensis (Chinese tree shrew)
Lineage: Eukaryota; Metazoa; Chordata; Mammalia; Scandentia; Tupaiidae
Gene: BRD9
Product: bromodomain containing 9
Exons: 15
Biological process (GO): regulation of transcription by RNA polymerase II
Cellular component (GO): nucleus
Source: RefSeq, a predicted model, not a curated record
CCGCCCCCGCCCGCAGAUUUCACAGACAAGCCCCUGGAGAAGCCCCUGAAGCUGGUGCUGAAGGUGGGCGGCAGCGAGGUGACCGAGCUCUCGGGGUCCGGCCACGACUCCAGUUACUACGAUGACAGGUCGGACCUGGAGCGGGAGCGGCACAAGGAGAAGAAGAAGAAGAAGAAGAAGAAGGCGGAGAAGGAGAAGCACCUAGAUGAGGAGGAGAGGCGGAAGCGGAAGGAAGAGAAGAAACGCAAACGGGAGAAGGAGCACUGUGACACCGAGGGGGAGGCCGAGGACUUCGACCCUGGGAAGAAGGUGGAGGUGGAGCCGCCCCCGGAUCGGCCAGUGCGUGCCUGCCGGACACAGCCAGCCGAGAACGAGAGCACGCCUAUCCAGCAGCUGCUGGAACACUUCCUCCGACAGCUGCAGAGAAAAGAUCCUCAUGGGUUCUUUGCUUUUCCCGUCACGGAUGCGAUCGCUCCUGGGUACUCCAUGAUAAUAAAACACCCGAUGGACUUCGGCACCAUGAGGGACCGGAUCGCAGCCAGCGAGUACAAGUCAGUGACAGAAUUUAAGGCAGACUUCAAGCUGAUGUGUGAUAACGCAAUGACUUACAAUAGACCGGACACUGUGUACUACAAGUUAGCUAAGAAGAUUCUUCACGCAGGCUUUAAGAUGAUGAGCAAAGAGCGGCUCGCAGCCCUGAAGCGCAGCAUGUCGUUCAUGCAGGACAUGGAUUUCUCUCAGCAGGCAGCUCUUCUGGGCCACGAAGACACAGCUGUGGAGGAGCCUGCCCCCGAGGCUGUACCAGUGCAGGUAGAAGCUGCCAAGAAAUCCAGGAAGCCAAGUAGAGACGUCGUCAGCUGCGCGUUCGAGCCCGAGGGAAACGCCUGCAGCCUGACAGACAGCACCGCGGAGGAGCACGUGCUGGCCCUGGUGGAGCACGCCGCCGACGAGGCCCGGGACAGGGUCAGCCGCUCCCUCCCGGGCGGCAAGAUGGGCUACCUGAAGAGGAACGGAGACGGCAGUCUGCUCUACAGCGUGGUCAACGUGGCCGAGCCUGAUGCCGACGAAGAGGAGACUCACCCGGUGGACCUGAGCUCACUCUCCAGUAAGCUGCUCCCAGGCUUUACGACCCUGGGCUUCAAAGACGAGAGGAGGAGCAAAGUCACGUUCCUCUCCAGCACCAGUUCUGCACUGUCAAUGCAGAACAACCCCGUGUUCGGGGACUUGAAAUCGGACGAGACAGAACUGCUGUACUCGGCCUACGGGGACGAGACGGGUGUACAGUGCGCGCUGAGCCUGCAGGAGUUCGUGAAGGAUGCCGGGAGCUACAGCAAGAGGGUGGUGGACGACCUCCUGGAUCAGAUCACGGGAGGGGACCACUCGCGGCUGCUCUUCCAGCUGAGACAGAGGAGAAGUGUUCCCUUGAGACCUCCAGACGGAUUAAAGGUCGGAGACCCCCUCGGCGACGGCAGCGGCUCCGUCCUGGACCUCAUGUCCGUGAAGCCUUACGCUGACGUCUCCCUGGACAUGUCCAUGCUCGGCUCCCUGGGGAAGGUGAAGAAGGAGCUAGACCAUGAGGACGGCCACCUGCACCUGGACGAGACGGCAAAGCUACUGCAGGACCUCCACGAGGCACAGGCGGAGCGCGGUGGCUCCCGGCCGUCGUCCAACCUCAGCUCCCUGUCCAACACCUCUGAGAGGGACCAGCACCACCUGGGAAGCCCCUCCCGCCUCAGUGUCGGGGAGCAGCCAGACGUUCCCCACGACCCAUACGAGUUCCUUCAGUCUCCGGAGCCCCCGGCCUCCAAGAACUAGCCCAGAAGUGGACGCCAGCUAUGGUUCCGCUUUCUUAGCUUCCGGCUCACACGCGCCGUGCCGUCUCAGCUGGAGGCUGGAACUGGUUGCCUCUAGCCUGCGGGACCAGGCCUGGGAGGGGUAGAGUCUACAGUGGCAGUGUCACCCCUUUACGGCCCAGGGGUGCUGACGCUGUCUGCCGUCCGUGUCUGCGUGACAUGAGUGGCUCGAUCACAUCUCCCACGUCCCGAGGUCCGCACGCCUGGUCCAGUGAAGCCGUCCGUUGUGACACGCCUGCAACUGGGCAUGUUCCUGCACGCCACCUGACAGAGCCCUGUGAACAGUGCCGUCUGUGACCGUCCUAGUGCAGCCAGAGACACGGGUGGCAGCGGCACGUGGCCACAGCUGAGGGGCGCCUCCCUGGUCGUCAGGCCCAGUCCUUUACUGGGUGACAUUGGGGGUGCCCGGCGCCCUGCUCCCGAUGUGGAAAAGCUGAAGUGAGGCCGGGCAGACUGCAGCUCAGUCACCCUGGGAGGAGCGUGGAGCUGCCCGGGCCCCACAGCGCGGUGACUGAUGCCUCAGGCCUGGCUGACACUGGUGGUGGGGAAAGACCCGCUCAGGGUGGAGCCUCGGGGAGCAGCCGUGGCCAGCUCCAGCAGGAAAGGGUGGUGCCGGGCUGUGUCAAGGGCCUUCAGCGCUGACUGGCAGACGAGCCCCGCGGCCCUGUCCCCACUCUGCCAUGCCGGUCGGGGCGUGCGUACACAGCUGCAAGGAGGAUGGGAAAGCGUCUGUCCAGCCUCCGGGCAGGGCGCACUCUGCCCCUCCCAGGACCCAGAGCUGGACUGCCCCUCGGCCAGCUGUCCCUGCGGCCGGGCCUCUAGGGGGCAGCCUCCCAGGACCUCUCUAGAACCUCUUUCUUGCUCCCUGGACCACAGCCAGGGUUCUCACGAGAAGCUGUGAUGUCAGCAGACCUCAGCCCCAGGCAGCCUGGGUGGAGGCCCGACCUGCAGCCCCGGUCACCUUCUGAGUAGCUGGGCUGUCCGUGCAGCCCUGACAGCCCAGGGGGCGACUGCUCCCCAGGCUGGGACCCGGGAGCUCAGCCCCCAAUCCGCAUGUCACUCAGAAGGAAGACUCGCUGGCCAGCACCUUCAGUUUUUAAAAUGCCCUUUAUUUGUAUGUUAGUAAAAUUCACAUGACAGUUAACCAUC